Molecule: messenger RNA, 1850 nt
Organism: Exophiala mesophila
Lineage: Eukaryota; Fungi; Ascomycota; Eurotiomycetes; Chaetothyriales; Herpotrichiellaceae
Exons: 1
Coding region: 80-1744 (554 amino acids)
Cellular component (GO): intracellular anatomical structure
Molecular function (GO): protein binding
Source: RefSeq, a predicted model, not a curated record
CAAUCCCUGAUCCGAACCAUCCCUAGAUUCUUUUGCAGUGGCAGGGUCCAUCAUCUACAGAGCCCACGGCGAGGAGACCAUGGACGGUGAGUAUUAUGACUUGGGCAAAUUCACCAAGACCAUCUCAGGUGGAAAUGCUGAAGCUCAAAAAUGGUUUGACAGAGGUCUUGUGUGGAGUUAUGGUUUCAACCACGAGGAAUCGGCAUUGUGCUUUGAGAAAGCAGUCGAGGCAGAUCCAGAGUGUGCCAUCGGAUAUUGGGGAUUGGCAUAUGCUCUAGGGCCCAACUACAACAAGCCGUGGGAAUAUUUUGACGCACAGGAUUUGGCAGAGACGGUGAGGCGGACGCACCAGGCAGUCCAAGAUGCACGACAACGAGCGGGACAGGCGUCAGACGUGGAACAGGCAUUGAUCGAUGCUCUGAAAUUCCGUUAUCCACAGUCGCAACCAGCAAGCGACUUUUCCAUCUGGAAUGAGCAGUACGCCGAGGCCAUGGUGGAAGCUCAACGCCGGUUCCCAAACGACCUGGAUGUUGCAGCGCUUUGUGCGGACGCCCUAAUGAACCUGACGCCGUGGAAGCUGUGGGAUAUGACGACGGGUAAGGCGGCAGCCAAUGCACGCACUCUCGAGGCUAAGGCGGUGCUGGACCACGCGCUGGCGUUGCCAGGGGGUCGUGAGCAUCCGGGUUUGUUGCAUCUUUACAUCCAUCUGAUGGAGAUGUCGGCCCAUCCUGAGAAGGCGCUCGUUGUGGCGGAUCGGUUACGUGGACUGGUACCAGAUUCAGGCCACCUGAACCACAUGCCCUCGCAUCUAGACAUCCUUUGUGGUGACUAUCGACGGGCCAUGGCUUCCAACAUGGAUGCCAUCCGGGCAGAUGAACGGUAUGUGGCUCGAGCUGGGGCGGUCAAUUUCUAUACGCUAUAUCGAUCUCACGACUACCAUUUCCGCCUGUACGCUGCCAUGUUUGCAGGGCAGUCAGCUGUCGCGCUGGAGACGGUGGGAUGGCUUGAGAAAUCCAUCCCCGAAGAGCUGUUACGAGUGGAAUCGCCACCGAUGGCAGACUGGUUGGAAGGGGUGCUGGGAAUGCGAGUUCACGUCAUGGUCCGAUUCGGCCUCUGGCAAGAGAUUCUGGCAUUGCCAUUUCCUCAAGACAGCGUCUUAUACUGCGUGAGCACAGCCUUGCUUCAUUAUGCCAAAGGGAUCGCGUUGGCGGUGCAGGGCGAUGUCAACGGGGCCCAGGGGCAACUGGACUUGUUCCGCGCCGCCGUCGAACGAGUGCCGGCGUCUCGGAUGAUCUUCAACAACACAUGUUUGGACAUCCUGGCUGUGGCGGACAGGAUGUUGCAAGGCGAAUUGGCGUACCGACGAGGGGACUACGAAAAUGGGUUUCAACGACUACGAGAAUCCAUCGGGCUCGACGAUGCACUUCCAUAUGAUGAGCCGUGGGGAUGGAUGCAGCCACCAAGACACGCGUAUGGAGCACUGCUGUUGGAACAAGAUCGUGUCGAAGAAGCCGCUGCCGUGUACCGGGCGGACCUUGGGCUGGAUGAGACGCUCCCUCGACCGCUCCGACAUCCCAACAACGUGUGGGCAUUACAUGGAUACUAUGAGUGUCUGGUGCGGUUGAAUCGAAUGGCAGAGGCUGGCAUUGUUAGACCGCAGUUGGAUUUUGCGCUGGCUGUGGCUGAUGUUCCUAUCAAGUCGUCGUGCUUUUGCCGGAAGAAGAAUGUGAUGCAGAUAGGAUAAUCAAAGGGAGAGAGUGAGAGGUGAUUGUUAAUGAUAUAGAAUUGAUGAUGAAGUUGAGACGAAGCUCACGUGACCAGUGUUGGUUAGAGAUGAGGAAGUUGCGUUG